This is a messenger RNA of Harpegnathos saltator (Jerdon's jumping ant), 3166 nucleotides long. Its product is annotated as WD repeat-containing protein 3. Gene Ontology annotation, cellular component: Pwp2p-containing subcomplex of 90S preribosome; small-subunit processome. Bases 319 to 3123 code for a protein of 934 amino acids. Gene Ontology annotation, molecular function: protein binding; snoRNA binding. NCBI's taxonomy places the organism in Eukaryota, Metazoa, Arthropoda, Insecta, Hymenoptera, Formicidae. Gene Ontology annotation, biological process: maturation of SSU-rRNA. The transcript is spliced from 15 exons. The record is from RefSeq and is a predicted model, not a curated record.
GAUUUAAUAGAUAUUCACGUAUGUUUCAAACUCGCGCUUUUUUGUACGCACAUGUGGCCAUGCGCAUGCAUUUAUGAGCGAGGCGUGUGGCCACGGAUCAUGAGCACGUGGCUGCAGAAUAUGUUCAUGUCAUUACGUAUCGUCGAUGUGACAUGCUUUAUAACUUAAACAGUCGUCAAUUUUAACAAUUAAUACCUUGCUUCAUGAACGAGCUUUUUUCCUUUCAAAUUCUUUCAUUUUAUACGCGUAAAUACGCGUCGAUUGAAUAUAAAUUUAUCGAUUUUGGAAGCGAGACCUCUGAACUGUAUAAUUACUCAAAUGACAAACUUGAGUAAUUUUUCUUUGAGGAAUAAGAUGGUCUUGACUAAGCAAUAUCUGAGGUAUGUUCCGGCAGGUAAUGCGAACAUAAUUACAAGUUCUCGGUGCAAUGUUAUUUUCGUAACAUUGGAAGAUCAGGAAGGAAGAUUUGUCGCUAGUGGGGCAUGCGAACACGUAUUUAUUUGGGACUUACGGCUUGGUGAGAAGGCACAAGUGUUAUCCGGUGAAAAAGUGGACGUAACACGUUUAGCUGCAUCACCUAACAGAAGACACAUUGCGGUUGGUUACGCGGAUGGGACAGUGAAAAUUUUUGAUUUACGCUCUGGUGAAAAUAUUAGCAUAUUUGUAGGACAUAAGUCUGCAAUUACAACAUUAGCGUAUGAUGCUUUAGGACACAAAUUAGCCAGUGGUUCCAAGGAUACAGAUAUCAUUGUCUGGGAUGUUGUCGGGGAAAUUGGAAUAUGUAGAUUGACUGGGCACAAGGAUGUUGUAACCAAAUUAGCAUUUACGAAGGAACACAAUAUUCUUAUUAGUUCCAGUAAAGACUCGUAUGUGAAAUUUUGGGAUUUAGAUACAGAACAUAAUUUCAAAACUCUCAUUGGCCAUAGAUCAGAAGUUUGGAGUUUUGCAUUGGUAAAAGAUGAUAAAUACUUAAUAACAGGUUGCAACGAUACCGAAUUGCAUGUUUGGAAAAUAACUUUUGUCGAUAACAAAAAUAUCGAAUUUAAUACUGCUGUAGACGAUGUAGAUGUCAACGACAAAAGUGUAGAUACAGACAUGAAAUAUCCUAUCAGAUGUGAAAAGGCAGGAAGCAUAAUAAGAGCUAAAUCCGGCCGAGUCGUCUCGUUAGAAGUUGACCCUACGUGCAGAGUUAUCGGAUGUCACGGAGUAGGGAAUACCAUAGAAUUGUUUUACUUAUUGCCCAAUGACGAAGCGAGAGAUAAAUUCACAAAGAGGUUAAAGAAGGAGAGAGCAAAGUCUCAGAAGGAAGGGAAGGAUGCCGAGAAGGAUCUACCAACUGCACCGACUAUGAUGGAUGAAAUAAGGCGUUUAUCUGCCUUUAGAAUAUCCGAUAAAGUCAAGGGAAUUGAUCUAAUUAUAGGCAAAGGAAACGAACUCAGAAUAUGUGUCGGAGCUAAUAACAACUCGAUCGAAUUACACUCUCUGUAUGUAGACAUGAAGGAUGCUAAAGUGAAUUCUUUACGUUUAUUAACAAUGCACGGACAUCGCAAGGACGUACGUGCUCUUUGUUUCAGCUCCGAUAAUUUAGUAUUCGCUACUGUUAGUGGAGACUCAAUUAAACUGUGGAACAGGCCAACGUUAGCGUGUCUACGCACGGUACAGUGUGGUUAUGCUUUGACAGUAACAUUUGUACCAGGUGAUAAACAUCUAAUUGUUGGUUUGAAAGAUGGUAAGAUGCUCAUCGUCGAUAUCGCGUCUGGUGAUAUUUUGGAAGAAAUACCAGCACAUUCCAAAGAACUCUGGAGCGUGACAUUAUUUCCCGAUUUGAAAGGGGUUGCUAGCGGUGGUGGUGAUCAUACCGUAAAGUUUUGGAACUUUGAACUUAUUCCAGACUCCAACAGUCAAAUCAAAGCAAAGGUGCUCUCUGUCGUACACACGAGAACGCUCAGCUUGGAAGAGAGCGUGUUGUGCGUAAGAAUAAGCCCGAACAAUAAACUUGUUGCUGUUUCUUUACUGGACUGCACCAUUAAGAUCUUUUUCGUGGACUCUUUUAAGUUCUUCGGAUCUCUUUAUGGACACAAAUUACCAGUAUUGUGUAUGGAUAUAUCCAGCGACUCUGCCCUUUUAGCAACCGGUUCUGCUGAUCGAAAUAUUAAAAUAUGGGGUCUAGAUUUUGGUGAUUGUCACAAGUCCAUUUUUGCGCAUGACGAUUCUGUUACGGGCCUCUCGUUCGUACCUGGUACGCAUCAUUUCUUCACCUCUGGGAAAGAUGGCAAAAUCAAGCAAUGGGAUGCCGACAUAUUUCAAAAGAUUGUCACAUUACAGGGCCAUUUUGGAGAAAGUUGGAAUUGCUGCGUUUCAUCGAACGGCGUUUACGUCGCAUCGUGCGGUUCUGAUAGGGUAAUAAGGUUGUACGAGAAGACUAACGAACCUUUGGUGUUGCAAGACGAAGAGGAGGAAGAAAGGGCACAGCAGGAAAACGAAUUAGUCACUGGGGAAAGCACUAUGGUGUUAGGGCAGAAGCAACAGACGUUGCCUUCGAGGAAAACCGUUAGCAGUGAGAAGGCUGCUGAACUGAUAUUGGAAUGUUUGGAAAUAAGCAAACAAUACGAGGAAGAAUCCAGGAAAGUUGCUUCAUCCGGAGCAGUGCUAUCACUACCUCCAUUAAUGCAAGGUUACGAUUGCACAAACACCGAGGAUUUCUUAUUGGAGACUUUUAAACGAGUUAGAGCGAGCGAAUUAGAAGAAACGUUGCUGCUACUGCCAUUCUCCGCUGCGUGUGAUAUUCUGCAAAAGUUACCUCUACUGCUGAAAAGAGAUUACCACACUGAACUGUUAGCUAGAUUAGCUUUGUGCUUGAUACAAGCUCAUCACGGUCCCACCGUAGCUAGUGGAAAUCUUCUGUCCAUAGUGGAGGACGUGAAGACGCUCGCUAUAGAAAAGAUAUCUGCUUUGAGGGAUAUCGUAGGACUCAAUUUACACGGCAUGAUGUAUAUGCAACGUGUUCUCGAGGAACGGGAAGGAGUCAAACUCUUCAGGGAUGCUACAAAAAAUAGUAAGCAGAGAAAUAGAGUCAGGAGGAACAAGGAAAAGGCUAUAAAGAGAGCAGUCAUGAAUCUGUAAAUCUUAUUCAUCACGUUAAAAAGUCUUUGUAUGUAAAUACAAA